AUGUUUUUAUUAACAAUUACAUUUACUAUUCUCUUUUUAUUUGGAAGUGUAUAUUCAAGACCUGGAUAUGGUAGACCCCCAAUGCCUGAGCCAAUGCCCAUGGGUGGUGGAUAUGGAGGAGGUUAUGGAAUGGGAGGUGGUAUGCAAAUGGGAGGGGGUAUGCCAAUGGGAGGGGGUAUGCCGAUGGGAGGUGGUGGAUAUGGUGGUGGUGGAGGCUAUGGAAAACGUUAA
Messenger RNA from Strongyloides ratti, 231 nucleotides. RefSeq lists its product as hypothetical. NCBI's taxonomy places the organism in Eukaryota, Metazoa, Nematoda, Chromadorea, Rhabditida, Strongyloididae. The record is from RefSeq and is a predicted model, not a curated record. The coding region runs from base 1 to 231 and encodes 76 amino acids. The transcript has a single exon.